GGAAAGUUUUGUAUCUUGUGUGUAUACAUUUAGUUAGGCUGGGUUUUGGUCUACCCCUCCAGCAGCCGAAGCCUCCAGGAACGGGUAAUGUCACCCAACAUAUUUCCAAGCUGCUUGUGAAAAAUAUGGGAGAUUAUGAAUUGUGUGACGUUUGUAUGGAAGGUGUUACUCUAAUAAACGAGUUCAUCACCAGUCAGAAAACAUUUGCCGACAUCAAACCUCAUGCCAUCAACCUCUGUGUGAAGGUUCUCACAAAGAAGGGUUACCAUGGUGAUUAUAUGUGUCCGGGAAUCGUGGAAUCCUACGGACCCGGGACGUGGUUUGUAUUUGUACAACUAUCGUUGGACCCUCUGACGGUUUGUGAAAAACUAAAUUACUGUUUGCCGUCGAUGGGCUUGUGGAAAACGACUGGAGAACGUAAAGUCGAGGCCGACUACAAUCCACACAGGCUUGUGCCAGACAGAGUUGUCCCCCGUGAAGCCGGUGACGAGUUAUCGGGCACCGAAAAGAUUUUACGAAUAUUGCAACUCAGCGAUAUCCAUGUUGACCCUUACUACACGACGGGCGCUGCAACGGACUGUGGACUGUACAUUUGCUGUCGGAGCCAAUUCAAUGGAACGGGAUCAGCCGGACAGUACGGGAACUAUGACUGCUGUGACAUACCUGUUCGCACACUGGACAUCGUUCUGUCGGCGAUAAGAAAACUAGAUCCAGCACCUGAUUUUAUUAUCUACACUGGCGAUUCUCCACCGCAUGACGUUUGGCAAGAGUCCUGGGACAGUCAACUUAAAGCAGACAGUUUGGUUGUUCAGAGGCUUAAUGAACAGCUUGAAGGUUUCACCAUUUACCCGGCUAUUGGAAACCAUGAAAGUUAUCCGGAGAGUUUUUACUACCAACCGAGCACAGCAUAUCAGGCCCUUAAUUCUAAACUCGCUACCUUAUGGGGAUCAUGGUUCAACGUUAGCGCGGACCAGAGAGAAAGCAUCGAAAUAUCUGCUUACUACACGACAUUGGUUCGACCAGGUCUUCGCAUUCUGUCAUUUAACACCGAUUACGGGUAUCUGGCGAAUUUCUAUUUUCUUUUAAAUGACCGGAUUCCAGCCUAUAGGGAACAACAGCAGUUCAUGAAGGACGUGCUAGCUGGAGCAAGACAGUCAAACGAGAAGGUUAUAAUAAUUGGUCACGUGCCCCCCGGAGACAAAGGUUCAAGUGUAAUGGACUAUGGGGAUUUUUACACCGACUUGGCUGUCAAUUAUUCUGACGUCAUCGUCCUUCACCUGUUUGGCCACACCCAUCACGAUGAGUUUGAACUUGUCAGUGCUUGUUUCCUUUAUUUAGACAGUGAAAUUUUUCUAUCUGAAGGUAAGACAGAUGUGAAGCUUCUAUACUCGGCUAAAGAUGAGUAUGGACUCAGUGACAUGAGUCCCCAAUCGUGGAGAUCUCUAAGUGACAGGUAA
This is a messenger RNA of Liolophura sinensis, 1457 nucleotides long. Its product is annotated as sphingomyelin phosphodiesterase A-like. The record is from RefSeq and is a predicted model, not a curated record. Gene Ontology annotation, molecular function: hydrolase activity. NCBI's taxonomy places the organism in Eukaryota, Metazoa, Mollusca, Polyplacophora, Chitonida, Chitonidae. The transcript is spliced from 11 exons. Bases 126 to 1457 code for a protein of 443 amino acids.